UAAUUGCUUAGAUACCGUUUGUAAUUUAAUAUUGUCUGAAUCCCCAGAAUUUCAGCCUACGAACAGGAAACAUUUUCCGAGUGCUGUUGUGCACAUAUAAUCAAGCCCCUUAAUGUCAUGUUAUACUUUUAGUCUAUUGGGUGCAUUAGAAAUACGCCAACGGAGAACUAGAGUGUCGGGCCUCAGAAAAUUUUCAGGAGGUUGCAUUUUGAUAUGUGGAUAGCUUGAGGUCGACUUCUUGUUUGUGAACGUUGACACAAUAAGAAACAAGGACUUGUCCCUUAGAUGUCUUUACCUGUGUCUUUAUCUGUGCGUUUCAAUGCAGCCAUGCCGGCAAGCUCUAUGGAAGGUCUUCUCUGCUGCCUUCCGUCAAAAUCAACCAAUGUUGUGGUGCCUGUGGAGACUUUUGAACCUACCAACGGUUACGAGUUCGUUGAGGUGAAACCAGGCCGCGUGCUUCGUGUUCGACAUAUAAUCCCUGAGCGGCCGGUGGUGGAGCAACCCACAGGGCAGGGUGGGUGCGUCAGUUGCAAGAGGAGGAUCUCAGUCUUCUGCAAUGGACAGCUGUUCAUCGAGAACCUGGGUGACAGUGCGGCUGCAGAGCAGAAAACCCGCAGCAAUGGUGACACAGAACCAAACAGCACUGUAGAGGUUGAACUGACAGGUUGCGGCAACUCUUCGCCGCCCGCCCAAGUCCCCGGUACCGAGUCGGACUCGGUCACGGCAGGAAAAGUCGUGACAGCUGAAAUGGGAACAGGAGGGGACGCGCUCGCCGCUUCGCAGGCCGGAGCGUCACAGGACCGACACAGGCGGAAGCUCAAACGCACUGUGGUGAUUGACUGCGAGAGGAAAAUAUCAGCGUGUAAAGGGACACAUCCGGAUGUUGCCCUGUUCUUUAUCCAUGGCGUGGGAGGCUCUCUCGAUAUCUGGAGGAGCCAGUUGGACUAUUUUUCUCGACUGGGCUAUGAGGUGAUCGCCCCCGACCUGGCAGGCCACGGGUCCAGCUCGGCGCCUCCAAUAACCGCCGCAUACACUUUCUACGCCCUGGCAGAAGACAUGAGACUUAUCUUCAAGAGAUACGCACGCAAGAGGAAUAUUCUCAUCGGACAUUCUUACGGAGUGUCAUUCUGUACGUUCCUGGCUCACGAAUAUCCGGAACAGAUCCACAAGAUGGUGAUGAUCAAUGGAGGUGGCCCCACAGCGUUGGAGCCCAGCCUCUUCUCUGUCUUCAACUUGCCUUCAUGUGUGCUUGACUGCCUUUCUCCACUGCUCAGCUGGAGUUUUCUCAAGGCCGGAUUUGCUCGUCAGGGUGCAAAGGAGAAGCGGCUGCUGAAAGAGAACAACGCCUUCAACGUUUCGGCUUUUGUGCUGCGUGCCAUGAUGAGUGGGCAAUAUUGGCCCGAGGGCGAUGAAGUCUAUCACGCUGAGCUCACAGUGCCCAUCCUGCUGGUUCAUGGAAUCCACGACAAGUUUGUCCCCGUUGAGGAAGACCAACGAAUGGCGGAGAUCCUCCUCAUCGGCUUCCUAAAGCUCCUGGAAGAUGGCAGUCAUAUGGUCAUGAUGGAAUGUCCAGAGGCUGUUAACACUCUCCUGCAUGAGUUCUUCCUCUGGGAGCCUGCAGCCCCUCCACCUCCAAAAUCCAAAGCCCGUCCAGAGACUGCCAAGGCCCAAAGGGACAACACCAAAACUGUGUCAGAUCCCGCCAAGGUCCGACCGGCAACUGCCUUGCAGGCCUCAUUGAACAGUGGAGCAGAGGUCAAGUUCGACAGAGGGGACAAAAAGUAAGAAAACGGCGGUGAUGACGAAACUCGAAUAAUAUUCCGUGUGAUCCACGUGGACUGUGAUGGCUUGAGCCGAAAACGUCC
Molecule: messenger RNA, 1865 nt
Organism: Hippocampus comes (tiger tail seahorse)
Lineage: Eukaryota; Metazoa; Chordata; Actinopteri; Syngnathiformes; Syngnathidae
Gene: abhd8b
Product: abhydrolase domain containing 8b
Exons: 4
Coding region: 286-1785 (499 amino acids)
Biological process (GO): phosphatidic acid biosynthetic process; lipid homeostasis
Cellular component (GO): mitochondrion
Molecular function (GO): carboxylic ester hydrolase activity; lysophosphatidic acid acyltransferase activity
Source: RefSeq, a predicted model, not a curated record